AUGCAGCAAGGCUACAAAUGCGUCGCCGCCGUGUCCAGCUCUUUGGCGAAGGAGACGCUCCCACGGCUCGCGGCCAGCCUGGAUGUGCAGCCCGUCACUGACAUCCUCGAGGUGGCCGAGGAGGAUGGCGUCUAUCGCCGGCCGAUGUACGCCGGCAACGCCAUCGCGACCGUGCAAAGUUCGGAUGAUGUUCGUCUGCUGACCUUCCGGCAAACAGCUUUUGAGGCCGCUGGUACUGCAGCUUCUGCUGCUCCAGUUGAG
Symbiodinium sp. CCMP2456 is the source of this 261-nucleotide messenger RNA. Lineage: Eukaryota; Dinophyceae; Suessiales; Symbiodiniaceae. The record is from the annotation of a GenBank genome assembly.